Molecule: messenger RNA, 3895 nt
Organism: Schistosoma spindalis
Lineage: Eukaryota; Metazoa; Platyhelminthes; Trematoda; Strigeidida; Schistosomatidae
Source: the annotation of a GenBank genome assembly
UUCAAAGCCAUCAACAUUAUAAUCCUGAUCUCCUAAUUUUGCGGAAAAUUUGACCUACUUUGGGGAAGCUGCCACAGUAAACUUCGGGGAAAUGGCAGAAAACCCCAAAAAAUUUACCCAAACAUUGGUCAUUUCACUUUGGGAAUUUUCCCGAAGUUGGGAGUUUGGGAAUGUUGAUUAUUUCCCCAUAGGGAAAUACAGGCAACAUUCUAUUAGAAAAUAUUUCUUUGAUUAUUGUCAGAUGAAUAUACAUGUUUAAUGUUGCAGUUGCAACAUUAAACGCUUGCAUGAAAUUGCUCGACAUUCUAUUGUAGUACGAUGUUAGUAGAUCUAACGGCCUUUGCAAUCAUGGUUGCUGCAUCAUUAAGCAUACUUAUGCGGGAAGUUAGAAAGUUUUGGUACCAACUUAUUGUCUACUCCUUGGACACGCGAAAACGUCUGCGUACUUAAUUAAUCAUAAACUAGUCUUUUGAGUGUUACGAAGCAAAUACCUGGUUGGUUCGUUCACAAAUUAUAGUCUCGCCGUUUUAUUUGUUAUAGCCGCUCAAUUAUCACGUUUUGUACAAACUUCCCUGUAAACCGAUCGUACGUUAUCAUUAAGCACUGAAGUUGGCGCCGUAAUCUUGAAAUCUAUAAGGCGCUUCUGGCUGGCUCGUCCAUAAAUUAGAGUCCCGCUUCUAGCGUUGUCCGUUGUCACUGAGUUUUUGACCAUUUUAUUUUUAAUCCGAUAGUCCUUAUUAUCUCGUAUCGUAUCGUCUAUCUAAUGUUUCCAGUCACUGCUCGUACUAUAACUACACCUGCUCGGGAUUUACUUUAAUGGUUUCAUCUUGCUGUGCUAAUGAGGCGUGGCAACUUGGAUCGAUGUUCCCGUUCCAAGUUCUACGUUGCUUAUAGCUGACUAUUGCUUAUAUAAUGGCUAUCCGUGGUAGGCUAUUUUGUUGUUAUUCCAUAGCUGUUUAUCGAAGAAAGAUGUAAUUGUUGAAUGGAUCCCAUUUAAUGAUAUCCAUGGUUAGCCCCCGAAUGCUCUGGUACGGCCGAGAGUGGGGAGAGUCCGCUCUCCCUCUCGAAAUGCUCUCAUAUGGCCACGCGUACAUAACCCCUGCCAGGGAAGUCCUACUCACUGCCUUCACGUGGCGGGGGUGUUGUUUACGAAAAUGAGAGGACGAAAAGCGAAUGUCCGGCGCUUUAACCGGACCCCAAACCAAUGGUGCACAUGGGCUCCAGUAUCCUGAAGGAACAAAUGGCGUAUGAACCAAUCGUUGGUCACCGGCUACCAUGGGACUGCAUCUCCUCACGAUGCUCCACUGCCUUGUGGGUCAGACAUUCAGGUCGAAGGCUCGGGGUGUGGCCAUCUAAGAAAACCACCUGCUUCGGUUUGGGCACCCGGUCAGUAUCACAGCCCUCACACAAAUCAAUUGAGAUUCGUGUGGCGCAUAUGUAUUUGGUGCCUCUUUGUACCAAUACCUAUGUGUUAAAAUAAAUAUCCAUGGUUAAGUUGGAUUGAAGAUAAUUCAAAAUACCAGUUUGUCUUUAAAUCCAUAUAUAUUUCCGAAUAUGGAUCAUUUUCAGAUUUUAUUUAAAAUAAAUUACGGACGUGCACUAAAAAUACCUUACCUAACUGACAGUCACUGUGGCUCUUGUUUGAAAUGAUUUUAAGUAGUGAAAACUAAAUGAUUUGAUUAUGAUAUAACUCGGCUAGUCAAAUAUCAAAAAUUUACUCUUAUUCUAUAUGUAUCUUUGGUUUCUAUAUUUCCAUAGGUUUUAGCAAUAUCAGUCAGCCAAUUUAUUAAGAUUGGUGAUAUUUCAAGCAUUACUUUUUGAUGUCGCGUAAUUGUUUACUAUCCAUCUUGCUCUAGAUGGCUUUAAAUAAAUAUAUGCACCAUCGAAAUAUUUACAAACAGAAAAAGCCCAAUUUCAAAGAAUUGGCUGCAAAGUUCGAUUUUUUCGAUGCAGUGGUUAUAAAAGAUGAAUGUGGCCGGGUUGUCCUUGAUUUUAGAAUACCAUCUCACUUGUCUGCUUUGUCCAAAGCGUUGUUGAUGAAUGACUUUGGUUUAAACGUAGACUUUCCAGGCGAUCGUUUGAUACCAACAGUUCCGUUGCGUUUGAACUAUAUCUUAUGGUUAGAGGACCUACUGAAGAAUCUUCAAAGGUUUUCCGAACCUGUAAGCAUCUUGGAUAUCGGCGUCGGUGCAUCUUGUAUUUAUCCUUUGUUAGGCUCGAAGAAAAAUUCAUGGCAUUUUUUUGGUACCGAAAGUGAUAUCAGAAACUUUCGUUUGGCCAAAGAAAAUGUUGAGAAAAACGAUCUAAACAAAAGUAUCAAAUUAUUUCAUAUAACUGAGAAUACCUCAUCGUUGGAUGUUGUUUUUGGUGACAAACAAAAUACGAAUUAUUUGGAUGCUGUAAUGGCGAAUCCUCCAUUUUUCUGUGACACAUCAGAUGCAGUUGGAUCUACCACCUGUCGAUCUCUUAAAAGGCCACCACCUAAAACUAUAUCAUCUGCUGCUAGGCAUGAAAGUCAAACAGUCGGUGGUGAAGUGUACUUUUGUAUGCGUUUAAUCCGUGAUAGUAUUCGUUAUUCAACUCGAGUGGGUGUGUUCACUGUUAUGUUGGGUAAAAAGUCAAGUGUUUCUUCAGUUCGCCGAAUAUUACACAAGUUUAAGAUAACUCAAAUAUCUGUAUAUGAAAUGUGUCAAGGUCGUAUAAUGAGAUGGGGUGUUGCGUGGACAUUUCUUCCUAAUUUCCAGUUUCCUGAAUCUGAUUUCCGCCGACUUCGUAAAUUAGAACGUCCUCCAUUAACACUGCAACUGCCGGAUUCAGUAUCUUGUCUUCCUGAAAAUACAGUUGAUGCUCUUUUGGAUUGGUUGAGACAUGAAUUUAAACAAUUAGGUAUGAAAGUAUUAGAUCAAAAAAAUCGUGCUGAACUAGGUGGUCUGCAUCUAAAUAUUACAGCAACAGUAAAUACGUGGACCCAUACUAGGCGCAAACGGCGAGAAGUUCAACGUCUUCUAAUGUCUCAACAAUCGGAUACGAUAAACAAUGAGAAUCCAACUGAUAAUGAUUAUGUAUCCAAUGAAAAAGAUCCCAUGGAAUGCGGUUUUAACACAAAUACGGUCACUUCUAAAAAUCCUUCAAAACGUAUACAUGAUAGUAACCCAGAUGAAGUGAAUAAUUCAUCGGAAUCAAUCACACAAACAACAACAGGGACAAAACUAAAUGGUUCUGUGGUGGAAUUAGUAAAUACACCAAAACGAACGCGAGCAACACUUUAUGAUAAAAUCUGUGAAGAAGGUGAAGACGCUUGGUUUGAUGGAGAUGAAUGUGAGAAUGCUUCAGUUAACAAAAUUAAUACGUGUUCAAAUAAUGAAUUACCAUCUACUGCUAUCGACACUUGCUCACAUGUGAUUCAAGCCAAUGUAUUUGUUGAGUAUUUAAACACAGAUUCAUUUAAUAAAGACAUACAUGUAAAAUCAUUAUUUCCACAUGGAAUCAACAACAGUGACGAAGUAAUGCAUAAUGAUAGCAUUGAAUGUGGUCAGACAGUUGUGAAAGUUAAAAGUGAUAUAGGCGCUAGUGAUGAUGAAUAUGAUGACGACGUGAUUCUUGCUGAAGAGAAACAUGGACCAUUGGUGGUAAAGAUCGCUUGGAUAAGUGGGACAUGUCGAGAGGCAGCUAAUCAAAUUUUAUUUUACUUAAAAAAUCGUUUGAAGUGAUGUUCUACUCUCUAUUCCAUUUUUUUCAUCAUACCUGGCUAGAAGAAAAUAAAGUAUUUUUGUAAAUAAGCAGUUGCAUUUCUUUUUUAUACAUGUCUCUAGCAAAAUAGUGUUAUAAUAUGCUAUUGUCAUUAUUUUUGUACAUUAAAUACACCGAGCUUUAAGAAAAUAAGUAAUGAUUUUUC